CCCACUGGUGUCAUCGAGGCUUCAACCCUCUCUCCUAGCCCAAUUACCGAAAGUGCAAAUGUCCCGUUAUCGACCGAUCCGGUUAUGGAUUCGAAACCCGAAAGCAGCGUGAAUUAGUUAAGAGUUGGCUUAGCAGUAAAUAUGGAAGCCAUCACUCUCGCUGUCAGGUAGACAGAGAGAGAGAGAGAGAGAGAGAGAGACAGAUUCCGUUUCCCAAUCAAAAGGCAAAGCAAUCAGUUCUGUUCGGUUCCGCAGCCAAUCACUGCGCUCAUUUUCCAACUUGAACAUGCAGUGGCUGGCGCCAACUUCUCCUCCUCCUCCUCCUUCUUCCUCCUCUGCUUCUUCUCUGAGCUCUCUCACUUCCCAUACGCAGAAAGCAUUUCUGUCUUAUCCUCUUCCUUCCCCUGUUCCAAAGCCCAUCACUCCCCUCCCCUGUCUCCACCAUUUAUUUAACUCCUGCCCCUCUCUGUCCCACUCCAUUCUUCUACUCGCCCUUCUUCCUAUCUCUCUCUCUCUCUCUCGUCCUCUGAUCGGAUCGAUUGAGACCCAGAAAGCAUCGAGCUUGGCUUGUAAUGGCGGAUGCUUCCAUGGAGGACGAGUUGAGGAAGCUAAGCUCGGUGCCUGGCUCUCCUGCCAUGUCGGAGGAAUCGAGAAACAGAGUGUUCCCCUGCCUCUUCUGCUCGAGGAAAUUUCACAGCUCCCAGGCCCUCGGCGGCCACCAGAACGCCCACAAGAAGGAGCGCACUGCCGCUCGCAGGGCCAGGCGGGCCCCUGGGUGCAUCCACCCCAUGGCCUCGCCCCAGCCCGUGUUCUGCAGGGCACAGGCUUCCCCACUUGCCCUGCUGUGCCCGUCAAUCUACGUCUCGUCCCAUGCCGCCAACCUCCGGUGCUUCCCGGCCCCCCACCAUCACAAUCAGCAGACCUCCAACCAGGCCGGGAUGGGCCGGUUCGCGGGCCAAGCAUUCUAUGGCAGCUCAGGGAGUUGGUUCAGAGUGGCCCACCAGGAGGAGGACAAGGUUGAGAAGAGCUUGGCAGAUUGGGAGAGGAAUUUCUGGUUCGAUCAUCCUCACCCGGGAGGGUGUCCGGAGUCGAUCAUUGAUGACGAUGAUGAUCCCAAAGUCGAGAUGGGCAAGGAAGAGGAGAAUCAUAGGAGUUGUAUUAACAACAAUCUUGAUCUCUCUCUGCAUUUGUAGAGAAGGAAACAUCCACAAUCUGCUGAGCAGAGGCAAUUUUGGCUGAUAAUUUUCCUAAGGUAGUUUCUCGUUUUCAAGGUUAAGCCUCGACAGAUAAAUCACAACAAUUGAUCGGUGCAGUUCCGAUGAGAGACAGGGAAUCAAGGGUUGUGAUUGAUCAUUCGGUUUGGUCGAGAAUUUUCCCUAGAUAUAUGCCAUUUUCUAAGGUGGCAGGAUUCGAAAAAUCGGGACCUUCCAAUAAAGUCAUGCUAUAUUUCCCUGUGACAAGAAAGAGAGCUAAAGAGGAGAACAUUCUUCGGUUGUAUGGCACAAUUGUUUGUAACUUCAUUGUACAAGCAUUAGAAUCAAACGACGUGACAUUGAAACCGCC
Molecule: messenger RNA, 1563 nt
Organism: Punica granatum (pomegranate)
Lineage: Eukaryota; Viridiplantae; Streptophyta; Magnoliopsida; Myrtales; Lythraceae
Source: RefSeq, a predicted model, not a curated record